Molecule: messenger RNA, 2496 nt
Organism: Malus domestica (apple)
Lineage: Eukaryota; Viridiplantae; Streptophyta; Magnoliopsida; Rosales; Rosaceae
Product: serine/threonine protein phosphatase 2A 57 kDa regulatory subunit B' theta isoform-like
Biological process (GO): signal transduction
Cellular component (GO): protein phosphatase type 2A complex
Molecular function (GO): protein phosphatase regulator activity
Source: RefSeq, a predicted model, not a curated record
GGAGUCGAAGAAAAGCCAGAGAGAGAGAGAGAGAGAGAGAGAGAGAGGCAAAGGUGAAUAUAAACUGAAUUAAUCAAAUCAGCAGUGGAAAAGUAAUGAUAAAACCUCAACAAUUAUUUAUUUGAUUUCUUCGGUCAACAAACUACAACGAGAAUGAAGGUGGAUAAUAACGAAGGCCGAGUCCCUCCCUUGGUAUACUCGUAAGUGUUGUCACCCAACCCUGAAAUUCUUCGUUCUUCUCAUCUGGGGCAGGGAGUUGGGAUUCGUGAAUUGAGUCUGGAAAAUUUCUGUUGAUUUUUUUUUUUAGUUUAGAGUGGAUUUUGGCAUCUGGGUUUUGGAUUUUUAGCUGAAAGUUUGAAUUUUUGUGGCGUGUUUUUGUUUUUCCUAACAAGGGCAGAAGGCUAAAGGGGAGUUUGUUUGUUGGGUGAUUGAGAUUGGGAAAAUAAGGGCUUGGUGUGAUCUUUUGUGUUAGAUAAGCGGGUCGGGUUUUAGUUUUCGGAUGAAAAGGGGGGUUCUUGGCCCCCUUUAGUGCAUUGUUUUCAGAAAUACAGGCAUAGAAUUAGCUUCUGGGUAGCCUAAGAUUAUAAUUGUUCACGAAAGCUGUGUGAUUCAGUCGGCCGGGAGUGGUUUUGCAAAAAGCUUUUGGAACCUUAGAUACCGGUGUGCUUUGAGAGGGUGGAGUUUUGUUUGUUUGUAUGAACUAUGUUGAGACAGAUACUUAAUAAGCUUCCCCGGAAGUCUUCUUCUAAGAAAGCUGAGAAUCGUGAUACAUUGUAUUCGAAUGCUCCCACCAAUUCAAGAAGCAGUGAUUUGGGGACCAGUAAGUCUGGGAAUUUGACUACAUCUUUCCCACCAGGAAAUUCUGUUCCAGACACGGUGAAAAGUUACAGCAACAAGAAUGUGAGGGGUGCAAAUUUGAAGCCGAAUGGUUUCGUGCUCUCUUCUUCUUAUGAAGCAUUGCCUGGAUUUAGAGAUGUUCCAAAUGCGGAGAAGCAAAGCUUAUUUAUUAAAAAGGUGAGUUUGUGCUGCGUUGUAUUUGACUUUACCGACCCAACAAAGCACCUGAAAGAAAAGGAGAUCAAGCGGCAGACACUAUUAGAGCUAGUGGAUUAUGUGACUAAAGCAAACGGUAAAUUUUCAGAAGCUCUUAUGCAAGAGCUUGUAAAAAUGGUGUCUGCAAAUUUGUUUAGGGUGUUUACCCCACAGCCUCGUGAGAAUAAAGUUGCAGAUGGCUUUGAUUUGGAAGAGGAAGAACCUUCAAUGGAUCCUGCAUGGCCUCAUUUGCAAGUAGUGUACGAGUUAUUGUUAAGGUUUGUCGCAUCACCUGAGACAGAUGCAAAAUUAGCUAAACGAUAUAUUGAUCACUCGUUCAUUCUCAAGUUGCUGGAUCUUUUUGACUCUGAAGAUCCUAGAGAAAGAGAGUAUUUGAAAACAAUACUGCACCGAGUUUAUGGAAAAUUUAUGGUGCAUCGCCCAUUCAUUAGGAAGGCCAUCAACAACAUCUUUUAUCGUUUCAUCUUUGAGACUGAGAAGCAUAAUGGGAUUUCUGAACUCCUAGAAAUUUUGGGCAGUAUUAUAAAUGGAUUUGCUCUACCACUGAAAGAAGAGCAUAAAUUGUUCCUCGUUCGGGCUCUAAUUCCCCUGCAUAAGCCAAAAUGUUUAGCUAUGUACCAUCAACAGUUAUCUUACUGCAUUACGCAGUUUGUAGAGAAAGAUUGCAAGCUUGCUGAUACUGUCAUUAGGGGUUUACUGAAGUACUGGCCGAUCACUAAUAGUUCAAAGGAAGUAUUGUUCCUAAGUGAGUUGGAAGAAGUGUUGGAAGCAACUCAGCCAUCUGAAUUCCAGCGGUGCAUGGUUCCCCUCUUUCGCCAGAUUGCUAAUUGUUUGAACAGUUCUCACUUUCAGGUGGCAGAGAGAGCUUUAUUUUUGUGGAACAACGAUCACAUUGAGAACUUAAUCAGACAGAAUCGUAAAGUACUGCCUAUUAUCUUACCUGCAUUGGAGAAAAAUGCUAGAAAUCACUGGAAUCAGGCUGUCCAUAGCUUGACCCUAAAUGUCCGAAAAAUUUUCAACGAGCUUGAUCCUGAGCUUUUCAAGGAGUGCUUACUCCAGGUUCAGGAAGACGAGUCAAAGGAGGGCGAGGUUGCCGCACGGCGUGAAUCCACUUGGAAACGCUUGGAAGAAGUUGCUGCAAAGAAAGCUGCGAGCAACGAACCUGUGCUUGUUUUCGGCAAAGCACCUCCCAGCACUACCUCGCUUUAGCCGGAGCAAGAGACUUGCUGACAACACAAUGACAUCAAAUUCUGUUAAUCGAAAACGGGAUUUGUAGCACUGUGACGUGGUUCGGGUGGUUCGGGUGCUUGUUUUCAAAGAUCAUUGUGUAUGUUGUAGUUGUAGCUAGGAAAUGGUUCUGGCAGAUAACCCCGGUCCAAGAAAACAUUCUGCCUUAUUGAUUGUUUUGUUUAAAAGUUAAUUUUCUAGCUCCUCUUUCAUCCA